Cryptomeria japonica (Japanese cedar) is the source of this 5234-nucleotide messenger RNA. RefSeq names its product receptor like protein 22-like. The transcript has 8 exons. Gene Ontology annotation, molecular function: protein binding. The record is from RefSeq and is a predicted model, not a curated record. Lineage: Eukaryota; Viridiplantae; Streptophyta; Pinopsida; Cupressales; Cupressaceae. The coding region runs from base 264 to 3152 and encodes 962 amino acids.
CUCAUCUUUGUCCUAUAGAGUCUUUAAACAAGUGUGGAAUUUUUCAACAAUUUUUACAAACUAUAUUAUUUCAAUUACAUUUGAAAAAAGUAGGUAUGGAAAAUUGAAUGGAAGAGAUUUCCCCGAGCUUUCCCUGGUACAAUAAAUGUGGAAUAAGUUUCGAGUGAAGGGAGUAAUUCAAUUAUAAAUCAGCUUUAAUUUACAUUAUUUUCAGACACAGAGCAAGUUGUUUGGAGGAAGAAAGAGCUGUUGUGCAAUUUGUGAUGAAGAUGAUAAUGAUGAGGGUUUUGUUGUUAUUAGUUGCGAUGCCCUGCUGCUCCGCGUGUUAUGCGGAGGAAAGAAAUUCUCUGUUAGAUUUCAAAGAGGGCCUCAACUUCACUUCCUCCUAUUAUGCGCUGCAAUUGUGGAAGGGUUUUGAUUGCUGCGCUUGGGAAGGAGUCACCUGCCAUCCGAUCACUGCCCAUGUCCUUUCCUUGGAUCUAAGUCCUCAGUCCCUUAAUGCCUCCUGGAUUAGUGAUGUCUAUUCCAAGUGGCCAUUCAUGUCAUGGAUGGAACUUCGUGGGGGUCUAUUCCAACUGCAGCAUCUAGAGCACUUGGACCUUAGUGAGAAUGCCUUCUUCCCUCCUCUUUCAAUCAUUUCACAGUUCCACAAGCUCAGCAAAUUGAGGUAUUUGAACUUGUCUAACUCUAAUCUUAAUGGUCAGAUUCCAAGAGAGAUUGGUAGCAUGUCAAGUUUAACAUAUCUUGAUUUGAAAAAUAAUAAUUUCAAUUCUCCAAUUCCAAUAUCUUUAGGUAAAUUGUCAAAUCUCACAUAUCUUGAUGUGCAUGAUAAUUAUUUGAAUGGGAUCAUCCCAACAUCUUUGGGUAAGCUAUCAAAGCUCACAUAUCUUGACCUGAGUUCUAACUCUUUGAGUGACACCAUACCAUCAUCUUUGGGUAAGUUGUUCAAGCUCACAUAUCUUGACCUGAGUUCUAACUCUUUGAGUGGCACCAUCCCAACAUCUUUGGGUAAGCUAUCAAAGCUCACCUAUCUUGACCUGAGUUUUAACUCUUUGAAUGACACCAUCCCAACAUCAUUGGGUAAGCUGUCCAAGCUCACAUAUCUUGACCUGAGUUCUAACUCUUUGAGUGACACCAUACCAACAUCUUUGGAUAAGCUGUCCAAGCUCACAUAUCUUGACCUGAGUUUUAACUCUUUGAAUGACACCAUCCCAACAUCUUUGGGUAAGCUGUCCAAGCUCACAUAUCUUGACCUGAGUUUUAACUCUUUGAAUGACACCAUCCCAACAUCUUUGGGUAAGCUGUCCAAGCUCACAUACCUUGACCUGAGUUCUAACUCUUUGAGUGGCACCAUACCAACAUCUUUGGGUAAGUUGACAGAACUCAAAAAACUUUACUUGAGUUCUAAUACUUUGAGUGGCACUAUCCCAACAUCUUUUGGUAAGUUGACAGAGCUCACAUAUCUUCAUAUGAGUUCUAAUACUUUGAAUGGCACCAUCCCAACAUUCUUAGGUAACCUCACCAAACUCAAACAACUUGAUCUUAACAACAACAAAUUAAGUGGAACUCAUACACUUUCUUUUCUUGAUCGAAUCUCCAAUAUUCGAAGCUUGUAUCUUUCAAGGAAUAUGUUGACUAUAAAAGUCAAUGCUACUUAUAUUCCAAAAUUUCAAUUUGAAGCCAUAUCUUUGGGAUCUUGUAAUAUAGAAGGGGAUUUUCCAGAUUUCCUUUCAACUCAAUACUCCUUAGGCUACCUAGAUUUGUCUCAAAAUUCUCUUGGUGGAAAUAUUCCUAAUUGGCUACUAGAUUCUAUGCUCCUUUAUUAUCUCGACCUCUCUUCUAACCACUUUGUAGGUAAUCUACCCUUCAAGUUGUUUGGAAUUGGAGUUAUUGAUUUGCGUGAAAAUAAGUUACAAGGAAAUAUUCCCAUUUCUAUACAAUCAGUAGACUUUUUGGAUCUUUCAAAGAAUCUAUUUGAUGGACCGAUUCCACAUUCUAUCUGUGAGUCAAGUAAUUUGCAAGUUUUAGAUUUGUCAAAUAAUAGGCUUAUAGGUAAGAUUCCUUCAAGUUUAAAUCAAUGCUCUAGAUUGUCCGUGUUAAAUCUAGAAAAUAAUGAUCUUAAGGGCACCAUUCCAAAUAUGUUUGACAAUAUGACCUAUCUAGAAACAUUGAAAUUAGGUCUCAAUGAGCUAGAAGGGAAAAUACCACCUUCCCUUGGGAAUUGUAGUUUUUUGGAAAUCCUAGAUCUAAGGAAUAACAAAAUUCAUGGGGAUAUUUCUACAUGGAUUGAAAGAUUGGAAAGACUUCGCAUCCUAGUACUAAAAUCUAAUAGAUUUGCUGGUCAAAUACCCUCAAAAUUAUCAAACUUGCAAAAACUUCAAAUAUUGGAUAUAUCAAGCAACAAAUUUUCAGGCAUUAUUCCAAGUGGCUUUAUGAAUUUGACUGCAAUGGGAAAUCAGACAGAAAACACAGAAAUUCUUGAAUUUACUACAAGUAAUGGUAGCAUUUAUCUAGAUACCAUAAUCAUUAAGAACAGAGGACAAGAUAUGGAGUAUGCAAGAAUUUUGAGAUUAGUAAAAUGUCUUGAUCUAUCAGAUAACAAAUUAUCAGGUAAAAUACCUAUGGAUAUUGAAUCACUCAAAGGAUUGAUAAUUCUCAAUAUUUCAAAAAAUCAUUUCAAUGGUAAAAUUCCAAAAUCCUUGGGAAGUAUGAUGCAGCUUCAAUCACUUGAUCUGUCCAAAAAUGAGUUCUCUGGGACGUUUCCUAUUGAACUGGAACAUCUCUUAUCUUUGAGUUACUUUGAUGUGUCUUAUAAUAAUCUAAGAGGAAUGAUUCCCCAUGAAGGACAAAUGAUAACAUUUGACUCCUCAUCAUUUUCUAACAACUUAGAUUUAUGCGGCGUACAAAUCAAUGUGUCGUGCUCAAGAAGUCAUCCAGCUUCUCCCAAUGAUGAUGAAGAAAAUGAAGAAGCGGCUCAAGAAGAUAUAUGGUGGGAUGUGGGACUAGCAAUGGGCUUUGCAUUUGGAUUUUCAGUUCCGAUUUGGCUGUUGUGUUUCAGCGAAUCUUGGCAUGAAAAAUGCUUUAAAAUUAUGGAUGGCAUUAUUGUCUUCUUUUGGCAAACAUUCAGUAAAAAAUUGAAUUGUACAGGAUAAGAUAUUUUCUGAUACCUUACAUCCUGAUUGUCAGAUCACCAACAAAGAAAGAGUUUCAAUUGCCAGGCAGUAAUAUCCUGUUGGAUAUUUAGAUCAGGCAUCCAACAUUAUAUGCUUUGAAGACUCCGGUCUUGGAUGUUUACCAUCUAUUUCAGGAAGAGCUGCAGUUAACCAGAGGGGAGGUGCAGUUUAUUAUCCUUUUAAAGGGCCAAGCAGUUAUAAUUGAUCAUUUAGUUCAAAGUUUCUGAGGGUAAUCAAUCUAUCUUGUCCAAAUAAUGAACUUCGACGGCAGAGUGAAAAAAGAGUAUUUUUGCUUCUUGUGAGGUUACAUCAGGAAAAGUUUUCGUGUAUGUCAGCUAUGCACAUUUCAGUCAAUUCUAUGUGGUGUAUAAUUUUUUUAUGGAGCUUGUAAACUGGCAAAAAUUGUACAAUCUCCUGAGGAAAGGAUUGCUAAAAAAUUAAACAGGCCUUUGCUGAAUACUUGGGAGGGGCAUGGCUGUGUACAGGGUCUUGAUGUUCCAGACAUAAUAUCGUGUGGCUUAGAAAGCAAUCUUUGUUCAGAAAGCACAAACAAAAGAAUUGCUUUGAAUGAAUUAACAACAAAAAUUACUGUUGAUACAAAUGAUUUUCAGAACAACGAGAAGGAUGAACUGGAGGAUAUUGGCCCUAUUGCCUUAAAUGACUUACCUGGGCUACUAAACUGCAGAGAGAAUAUGAAAGGUACAGACACAGAAUAGCUCAUUCACAACACCAAUUUAGAAUAUAGGUAAUAAAUGCUUACAUUUAACUAAUAGUUCUAUGGAGCAUGUGAUUUUAUAUUUGGAUGGAUUCAAGAUGAUUUGAUUCAUAAAAAUAUAUUAGUCGUGCUGUGAUAAAAAAUAAAUAAAACAGAGAUGCCAGAAGACAGAAGCCAUAAAUUGUACAGCAGGUUCAGGGGAAGAUAUAUCUGGAUGAAAAGAAAAGAAUGUCCCUUAAAGUGUUGGUGUCAUUGGAGAUGUGUUCCUUGAUAUGCCCAGGAACACUAUGGGAAGGCCGUUGUCCCUGAAAGACCUAUCCAUCUUAACACAAAUAUACCUACUUACAAUUAUGGCUGGCCAGUUGUGUCUAGUCAUCAAGUAGGUAAUCCACUUCAUUAUGCUUCUAGUCAUCAAGUAGGUAAUCCACUUAUCUACGAAGAGACUUAAAGCAGAAAUAUUUAUGGGUGUGGAAAUUCCAAGGCCAAGAAGUGCAACACAAAUAUACUUCACCAUUUUGGAUAACCUUUGUUAGAGCCAAGAGAAAUGGCACUUCACAAGAUCUCAUACCAGCAUUUUCGUGGAUACAUUGUGUUGGAUUCAACCAAUGGGGUAUUGACUCACCAUCCAUGCAUCUCUUAGUGUGUUUGGAGCCACCUGGGAACAAAUAUGUUGCAGAAUGCUGAAGAGCACUCUAUAUAUUUCAGUUCAGCGGCUUCCUAAAAUUUCUCAAAUGAAGGAAGAUAGUUUCAACCUACCGAACUAUUGAAGUGAAAACAGUACCACAAUAUUUAUGAGAUUUUCAUCCCUAUUCUAUUCAGAGUAGCAAUCAAUAUUGAGUAUCUGCCGUACAAGGACGACUCCCCACCUUUUCCAAGAGAACCAUAGAGACAAUUCCUCUGCUCCUUGAAAUGGCCAUAGUGGCAAUGAUAGAAGCUUCUUUAGUUAAGCUCAUGUUAUGUCACUUUCAUCAUGAAAGCUUGUAUAGGUAAAGCUCAUGAUGUGUCUCGUUCAUCGAUUAGCAGUCAAAUCAUGCCCUGUCGUUGCUUUUUGUUUGUCUAAAAUCAAGCAAGAGCAGAAUGUAAAGUUGGCUAUGUAUUCAAGAUCAAUUUAUUGUAAAUGUUUUAGUUAUGUAUUCAAGAUCAAUUUAUUGUAAAUGUUUUAGUUAUGUAUUCAAGAUCAAUUUAUUGUAAAUGUUUUUAUAGGAUUAUGUAUGUAACUUUCCACCUACUUUAAACAUUUUUCAUCCUUAAAACAUGAGAAGAUGCUGUGUGGUUAGGCUUCCACACAUAGCAUUAAAUUCUUUGUUUGUUAAUCUAUCAAUCAAUAUAUGAUAUGAUAAAUGAUA